Closterium sp. NIES-67 is the source of this 1030-nucleotide messenger RNA. The record is from the annotation of a GenBank genome assembly. Lineage: Eukaryota; Viridiplantae; Streptophyta; Zygnematophyceae; Desmidiales; Closteriaceae.
CUCCCCAACUCCUUUUCAACAGUUAUCUCGUGCUUCCCCACAAGGGAGUCAGGCGCCUGACGACGCUGACUGUGUCGAGAGCCCAACUACCCAGCAGCCACCGCGUUCCCCAUCAGCGUGCGUUCCCUCUCAGGUGCUCUGCUCACUGUCCCCUCCGCCUCCGCUUCCGCUCCGCCCAUGAGCAAGCGCCAGCAGAAGCGGCAGCGCCACGAGCAGAAGAGCCAACUCCGCCGAAAGCAGCUCACAGCGGCGCUGCACGCCAAGCGCAUCGCGAGUGGGGGGGGGUUCGGUGGCGCGGGGAAGUCUCAGCGGAAGAGCGGGUCAGGAUUGGUGCAGGCGAGAGGCGGUGGGGGCUGCAAGCGGCGAGCAGCGGAGAAAGGCGGGGCGGGGAAGCGAAAGGAGGCGAGAGGAAUUGAGAGGGCGAGAAGAAGCGAUGGCGUGCCGGGAGCGGAGGGCAGGGAAGACGGCGCGGAGCGGCAAGAGAGCUCGGGCGGAAGCCCAGUGAGGGGGGAGGAGACUGCGCGGAGGGCGGAUGGAGGUGAGGGGUCUGGGAAUGGCGGGGCGGAUGCCGCAGUGAUGGAGUCGGGGCGAGGGGGUGCGGGAGGGGUUAUGGGGGAGGGGCUCCAAGGGAGCGACCAUGGUGCGGGCUGCGGGCGAGUGGAAGAAGAACGGAGAGGAGGGGGGGAGGAAGCAGGCGCAGAGGGCAAGGAUGAGGGCAGGCCUGUGGGAGUGGGGGGGAGCGAGGAAAGAAUUGGGGGGGAGGAGGGUGAGGAAGCAGAAGAGGAAGAAGGGGAAGAAGAGGAUGAGGAGGGGGAGGAUGAUGUCUAUGAGGAGGAGGGGGAGGAGGAGCACGUGGCUAGGAGAGCCAAGGUGGGAAGAGGCAAGAAAAGAGGAGGGGGGGAAGAAACGUCUGGCCUCAGAGGCUUCCACCCGUCGCAGUACCUUCUUUGCCACCGCCGACUUUUCGUCGGCCUGGUGGUUCCGGCGGGCUGAGAGGGCAGCCAGUACUCGGAGGAACUCGAGUGUGUCG